AUGAUAACUGCAACUACAUCUUCAACAAUAGCAACCACCACUACUUCUCCAGAAAUAAAUCAUAUUGUACCUCAAUUGGAGCAUAAUCACAAGUCUUCAAUGGCAUCUUCUAAUGAUACUUUUUCAAUUGCUAAAACAAUAGCUUCACCAACUACAACUCAACCUUCAUUAAUUGUUAAAGCUUCCAAAGAUUGGGUUUUACCACCAAGACCUAAACCAGGUAGAAAACAAAAAGAAAAUACCACCACAACCACCAAUAAAGAAUCAAAACCUAAAAAGAAAUAUGUUAAAAAAUCACAAAGAAAGAAGGAACUACUGUCAUCACUAAAUUCUCAACAACAACAAGCACUUCAUUGCCAUGAAGAUUUGUCAGCCAAUAUCGACGACCUACCUUCAUUAAUGAAAAACAUUUCCAUAAUAGAUUCAGAAAAUAUGGAAUUGAAAUCUCAUUUAUUGAGUCUAAUUCAUGAAUAUAAACAUUUGAAAGAUAUUGUGUUUAAACAACCAAUAGAUAUGUUUUCACACAACACUACACCAAUCUCAACAACAGCAACUACUACAACAACAACUACACCUACAGCAAGCACUACCACCACCACCACUACUACUACUAGUACAUCAACGACUACCCCAGAGGUAUUAUCAGCAAUUUCUUUACAACCUUCAUUAUCAUCAGUAUCAUCGAGUAACAACAACAACCAAGAUGAUCCACUUCAUCAAUAUUCAUCAAUUCCAUCUCCUGGCUCACCAAUGUCAUCAAUAUCUACUCCAUUACCAUCAACUACCAACACAAACAACAAUGUAACCGAUGGUUCUGUGUCAACUACCACCACCACAACAUCAGUGGGAACACCAAAAUCAUCAAUUUUUGCUAAUCCAUUAACCAUACUUAGUGGUAGUACCAAUGUUAAUGUCAAUGUCAAUGGUGGUGUUUCUCGUAAUACAAUUCAUAUUCCAUCGAUAUUAAAUUUAGAUUCAAAUGUUCAUAAACGAUCAUUUGAUGAAUUAUCAGAAUUUAUUGAUUAUUCUGAAGGUUGUAGUGGUAGUGGGAGUGAUGGAGAAGGGGAACUUAUUCUGGAUCUUUCUCGUACUACUUCAUCUUAUAGUGAUCAAUAUUUGAUGAAUGUAUGA
Messenger RNA from Candida albicans SC5314, 1131 nucleotides. It is a transcript of the gene HAP41, whose product is annotated as Hap41p. Gene Ontology annotation, biological process: regulation of DNA-templated transcription. NCBI's taxonomy places the organism in Eukaryota, Fungi, Ascomycota, Pichiomycetes, Serinales, Debaryomycetaceae. The record is from RefSeq and is a predicted model, not a curated record. Bases 1 to 1131 code for a protein of 376 amino acids. The transcript is spliced from 2 exons. Gene Ontology annotation, cellular component: nucleus.